Camelina sativa (false flax) is the source of this 1240-nucleotide messenger RNA. RefSeq lists its product as uncharacterized. The record is from RefSeq and is a predicted model, not a curated record. Gene Ontology annotation, cellular component: endoplasmic reticulum. NCBI's taxonomy places the organism in Eukaryota, Viridiplantae, Streptophyta, Magnoliopsida, Brassicales, Brassicaceae.
UAAGUAGGAAACAACAACAACAACACUUUAAUCAAAAAAAAAAAAAUAACACACUUUUUCCCAUAAUAAGGCUAAGGUGGUCCUCGCCCCACCCAAUUUAUUUCUCUCUCUUUUCAAAAAACAUGUCGCCGUCGUGCUGCUGCGGCAAGCGCUCCGUCGCUUUCUUCUUCCUCUUCAUCUCCGCCGUCCCCAUAGCUUACCUCGUUUCCUUAGAGCGAGCCGUUCCUUCGACGCACGUCAUCUCUUACCACAGCUCCGGCUUCCUCCGCGAGUGCGCCAAAUGGGACGACGUUGGUCGUAGGUUCCUCGUUUCCUACAUGGACGGAGGCGGCGGUAUCGGAGAGCUCGUCGUUCCUUCUAAUUCUGAUUCCGAAGACGUUCUCGAGGAACUCACUUUGGUCAAAGACCUUGACCUCUCCGGCAACUCUUCCAACGGUUUCAUUAUCGACCGCCACAGAAACCGUCUCCUCCUCGCUGUCGCCGAUUUGCUCGGAAACCGUUUCAGCGCUUUAGUUGCCUACGAUUUGUCCACGUGGCGCCGUCUCUUCCUCACUGUCCUUAGCAGCCAGCACAGUAAAGAGAUAUCAUACGCAGACGAUGUAGCUGUUGAUGCACAAGGCAAUGCUUACGUCACUGAUGCAAAAGGAGGUAAAAUAUGGAAACUUGAUCUCGAUGGUAAGCUUGUGUCCAUCAUUAGAAGCCAUCUCUUCGUUCCACCUGCCUCCUCUUGGUACUUCAACAACUUUGUCUCUCUUAACGGCAUUGUUUAUCACCCUGACGGCUUCCUUAUCGUCAUCCACACUUUCUCCGGUUCUUUGUUCAAAAUCGAUGUUAGUAAUGAUGCUGAUAUUAGUAGUCGAGUCACUGUCAUUGACGUUUCUGGUGGCUCUUUGAGGUUUGGAGAUGGUCUUGAGCUCUUGUCUCCUUCCAAGAUUGUUGUUGCAGGUAGCCCGUCUUCGAAACUUGUAGAGAGUUCAGACGGGUGGCGGACGGCUUCUGUGACAGGUUGGUUCAGCAGUGGUAUGGUUCAUCGGUUAGUCUCGUCCGCUACUGUCAAGGAAGGAAGAGUUUAUCUAAACCACAUUGUUGGGUUUGGCUCUAAGAAGAGACACAUACUUGUAGAAGCUGUGUUUUAGAUGCUCUGUUUUGCUUAUGAGUUAUGACCUCUUUAAGAUUCUACUAGAAUCUGAUUCUUUAAUUAUCCAAUUUCUUUUAAUCUAUUAGAUAAUCAUUCAUCAUC